GCAUUUUCCUGACAUUCUACACUCUGAAAUGCGUAUGGCUUUGUAGUAGUAGUACACACUUCUGACGUAUCAGAAUUCAGAAGGCAUGAAAUGAAUAUACUAGAAAGAAAAUGCACAUGAAACUCCAGCCCCUUUAUAAAUUUGCACCCCACAGGGCCAGGGACCAAGCGGACAAGGCCCUAUCCAUCCAUCCAUCCCCAUCACCUCCCCACACACCUGUGCGCCACCCGAACGAAAGCUAAGCCACCAGCAAUCAGCCAUGGCAUCCCGCGACGCCGCCACCUUCCAGCUCUACCGGCCCAUGGCAAUGCCGACGGCGACGCCCAUGUCCCAGACGAUGGCAAUGCCCGUCUUCUCGUCGGCCGAGGCCGCGGACGACGCCGUGGUGGCGGUGCCGGCGCCGAGAAAGGCCGGCGCGGCCAAGGGCGCCAAGGACCGGCACAGCAAGGUGAACGGGCGCGGGCGGCGCGUGCGCAUGCCGAUCGUGUGCGCGGCGCGCGUGUUCCAGCUCACCCGCGAGCUGGGGCUCAAGUCGGACGGGCAGACCGUGGAGUGGCUGCUCCGGCAGGCCGAGCCGUCCAUCAUGGCCGCCACCGGCUCCGGCACCACCCCCGCCGUCUUCUCCUGCUCCUCCGCGCCGUCCACCGCCGGCGUAUCCCUCCUGGGGAAGCGCCCGCGGGAGGACCACGAGGCGGCGCCGUCCUUCUGGGAGGCGCUGCAGGCCCGGCCCGUGCCCUGGGGCCUCUCCCCGUCGCUGGAGGCGCAGGCGUACGCGUCGUCGGUGGCGCAGGGACACCACCACCACCUGAACCUGCUCUCCGCGCUCUCCGGCGCCUCCAGGCGACCAGCGGAGGAGGAGUCCCGGUGACCGCCGCUGCCGACUCCCUACGUGAUCGCAUGCGCUGACCUGCCCGUGCCCUGCUGCCUAAUUCUUGGAACCAAGCCAAGCCAGGAGUUCCUGCUGGCUUGCUGCUGUGUGGUGUGGCUUGCCCUACGUACUUUCGCAUUUUCCUUUUGCUUCCUUUCUCCUUUGCGUGCACUGUGUGUUUUCUUUUGCGUGGAUUUUUGGCCUGGGGAAGAAAGAAUUAAUCGAGGAUCUGAGCAGCAUCAGAGAUUCCAAGGCAGCAAAGCAACUGUUGACACAGGUCUGCUACCAGAUCUUACUUCUACUACUCCAUCUCGUCAGACUUGUGAUUGUGCUUGUUGCUGCUAGUUGUUACUACAGUGUAUUACGCCACUGCCACGGCCCUGCCAUUGCCUGCUGGUUGCUGUGAGUGACGAUCGAUCUAACACAGUGCCACUCUUGUACCGCUCGAUUCUUGUUUUGCUUCAAUGGCAGCCCCUCUAUCAGUACGCAGUAUCGUUUUGCUGAUGCAA
Molecule: messenger RNA, 1377 nt
Organism: Hordeum vulgare subsp. vulgare (domesticated barley)
Lineage: Eukaryota; Viridiplantae; Streptophyta; Magnoliopsida; Poales; Poaceae
Product: transcription factor TCP7-like
Exons: 1
Coding region: 260-868 (202 amino acids)
Cellular component (GO): nucleus
Molecular function (GO): DNA-binding transcription factor activity; sequence-specific DNA binding
Source: RefSeq, a predicted model, not a curated record